Molecule: messenger RNA, 2920 nt
Organism: Acaulospora colombiana
Lineage: Eukaryota; Fungi; Glomeromycota; Glomeromycetes; Diversisporales; Acaulosporaceae
Source: the annotation of a GenBank genome assembly
GGCCAAGACACCCAUUCAAAAGCCACACCUCAUUCUAUAUUGGCCAAAAGUUCGAGUUCCAUGUGUUCAAGACACUAGGAGAGCUAAGAAUAUCACCCAUCACCUCAAGCCUUCUGACAACAAAAUAGGAGUGCUUAAUGAGGGUAUUAGGACAAUAUCAAAGCGUCUACUCCAUCCCGGUGCUGAUACAAGCGACAUAAUCACAUUUUAUAUUUCAAUGAUUCGGUGCUUACGGGUCGUCGAUCCUCAAGGGGUGAUCCUAUAUCGAGUUGCAGACCCAAUUCGGUCCUAUCUCAGAGGUCGACCAGAUACGAUACACCAUAUAGUCACCCUCCUUAUCAAUGAAAAUAGUGAAUUAGCUCAAGAAGACCAAGCUCCUAUUGUACCGGAAAUGGAGCACGAAGAUUAUUCUGACCCUAAAUGGAUACCCGAACCCAGAGAUGCUGGACCGAGUAAGCAGGCUUCUACGUCAUGGAACUAUCUUAAACCAUUACUACAGAGUUUAGAACGCUGCGGCCUGCAGACCUUAUCAGUACUCUGGUCAGCAUAUAUGACUCGCACGACUUAUUCAUCAAGGAGCUUCAAAACUUGUUUGCAAACAUACUGCUACAAACGCGAGAAGGAGACUUCGAUGCUGAGGCACAAACGGCAAAUCGAAAUAUUGAAACUUCGCUUUGGUGAUGCGGCACUUCAAGCACCGGAUGUCAUGCUAUCCGACAUGCAGGCUUCGUCGAGGCUGAGUCGCCAAGUUGAUGAGACUUCAGAGGCUGUUAUCAAAGCUGCUGUGGUUUCACGAUGGUUCUGGCCUGAUCCUCCGGAGCUGGACAAGUUCAAGAUGCCCGGACAAUUUGCUAGAUUGCAAGAAGAAUUUGGUAAGAAAUAUGAACAAAUCAAACCGGAUAAGAGGUUACAUUGGGUUCAUCAAAUGGGUACACUUAAAUUGGCAAUCGAACUGAAGGACCGCACCGUUGAAGUGACCGCCACACCUUUAGAAGCCGCAGUCAUUGAGCUAUUCUCGGAAAACGAAGCCCUUGGCGUGAAGGAGCAAACAGAUUCGAGUAGAUGCGCGGAAGCUAACCACGGUAAAGUUGUAAUGCAACAAACAGAUGUAAUAAAACAAUCAACUGAAGAUGCCUUUGACAGCCGUGAUCAACAAGACUGGCUGCAUAUCAAGAGGGCUCUAACAAAUUUUGGAGGAGGACUUUCAACCUCUCGUAUUCAUAGCCUUCUCAAGUAUAGCCCUAACCCCAAGACCAUGCCACAGUUGGAAGCUCUUCUCGAACGACUGCAGGCGGAGCACCUCAUCGAAGGUAUAGAAGGAGUGUGGAGAUUGGAAAAUAGACUUCAGACCAUACAAUGUCAGCAGCAGAUUAAAGAAAUGCAAUUGCUGAUAGCCGAUUUAAUGAAGAGAGUCGAAGAAUCAGAGGCGCGAACCUUCAGGCAGCUAUCUGCCCUUGCGUCGGAAAUCGGAAAGAGAACAGACGAUAUUGGCCACAUCCGCCAACAACUUCGAAGUUCUAGUGCAGACUGGUGGUGCACCUCGGCCGCCUCUACACCUGCCUCGAGGACAAUAAAUAUCGAAACUCCUUCCCCCACCACCACCGUCUUUUCUGACCCGUCAUUGGAGCAAUCGGACAUAGAUGAUAAAUGGGAUGUCCCAAAUUGGCUCAGUGAGGAAGGGCCAAGACACCCAUUCAAAAGCCACACCUCAUUCUAUAUUGGCCAGUCAAAUGAAAUGGGAGAGAAAACCAAAGGUUCGACGGGAGAGGAGAUGACCCCCAGUAUGCUUCACGAGCUACCGGAGAAGCACGACUUGGACGAAAUCGUGCAUUCUCCAUAUGGUCCGGCCAACCUCGAAGCAUUUUUGACGGCAGAGCAAAAUGAAAAGCUGAUGAUUCGCCGGAUAGACGACGAUGAUCAUACAAUGCGGUUCAUCUCCGACGAUUGCGACCGGUAUCCCAUCGUUCUAGGUGGCCUAAACGAGCCUAUCAUUGAGGGGAGAUUUCGAGAUGAAAAAGACGUGCAUCAAGCUUCGAUAUUCCGGUCAAGGAGAUGGGGUACUCACACGAAUCUACUCCUUCGUCGUUUACCAAGUCGCGAAAAUUUGCUACCGGAUGAUUCUUUACUGCUCCCUGCUCAUAUUUUACAACAACGUCGCAAGACGUGCUGGGAAGAUAUAUUGGGCGCCCCGCCUGAAGAUACCAGAGCCGCUUUUGCUGAUGCACUUCAGCAAUACAUGGGAUAUACAGGCACAAAGCCGUCUGGACCUCCCUCGGACCAGAACGCCAAGGGCCGUCGACUGGAUAGCUUGAUUCCGUAUUUGCUCGAUGCAUUCGAUAACGCUGUGAAGAACCCGUGGCAUCACCGUGGAACGCUGAGCGACUUGAUUGUGGAUUUGGAUGACUUUGCAGUACAGAGGGAGCUGGAAGCGAUCGACUCGGCGUAUUUAUGGCGAGGUGUCCUCACGAAUACAUUUCCAAAACUUUGCUUGAAGCACAUCAAGAUGGGCUCGGUGGGUGGAAGUGACCCACGGUGGCCCGUAGUCCAGGUAGAGUAUUCUGAAAGAUUGGUUAGGAGGCGUCAACUGUGGAGUGCAAUUGCACAAUACCGCUUCCCUCAAGACUCUUACCUCCCCAAUGGGAAAGUUGGUACUCCACUCGAUCGGGGCAUCCAAUUGAAGCAAUUGGUACACGAGAGUAUUUACUUUGCUCAUAUCAUGAAGAGUUGGAAGGACGGGGUCGUCGGUGUGAAGAAUCGGAUUCUUCCUCAGCUGGAAACCUUUGGGCAACGAAACAAGCCCUUGGAGGAAUCUGAAUUGGAGGGUUGGAUGCAGUUGGUCUCAUCUCUUCAUGCCUUUUAUGCAUCCAAAGUCAUACAUUCUUCACCAAGUAAGGCUUCUCAUCAAAUGGAAGGGAGUUGA